Molecule: messenger RNA, 2784 nt
Organism: Lacerta agilis (Sand lizard)
Lineage: Eukaryota; Metazoa; Chordata; Lepidosauria; Squamata; Lacertidae
Gene: NAALADL2
Product: N-acetylated alpha-linked acidic dipeptidase like 2
Source: RefSeq, a predicted model, not a curated record
GCACAUCGCUCAAGCAGCUUUCUGCCUAGAAGUGAAAGUAACAGAGGAGUGAUUAAAAAGAGAGAGUGAAUGAGAGAGUCCAAAGUUAGACAGCUGCCGCGUUGUCCGAAGCACAUGGUAAUUCAGCAGAGGAGAUCAAAGGAUGUGAUGUCACUUUGUAGAGAACAGAGAAACAGGUCAGGCGAGCCCAGGUAACUCGGAAAGGCAGGUUGCUAAUUAUUCCCAGAAGAAAGUAAGGUGUACGGUUACAUCGCUACAGUAGGAAGUCAGGAGGUCAAACUUUCCCAGUCACCGACUCAGCUGGGCACUGCCUGGUUUCUCCGCAAAGAUCCUGCUGUUUUCUUCCCCACAUCCCACAACCCUUAGACCAUGGGAGAGAAAGAAAAGAGCUUCGCAAAUCCCCCCUUGCAAGGUAAAAAGAUGGCGUACCACAAAGUCGGCGCAGACCAGAGGGCACAAUAUCUAGACAGUGAUGACCUCCAAGCCACUUCCCUGGAGCUAGAAUGGGAUAUGGAGAAAGAACUGGAGGAGCCCGGCUUUGACCCUUUCCGGCUGGAUGGGGCAGUCCAUCAACAAGUGGGAAUUACUCCAAACACAGACCUGGACCUGGAGCCCAUCAUCCAGCCAUCGGCAUCUCCCAAAGGGAGGUUCCAGAGGCUUCAGGAAGAUCCGGAUUACGUCUCCCAUUAUACAAGGCCUCCACCAAAGAGCAACCGCUACAGCUUUUGCUGGAUAUUUAAGCUAUUUUGCACUGCUUUGAGUCUAUUUAUUUUGGGGGUUUUGAUAGGCUACUAUGGACACGUACGGUGCCCUCCUUCCCCACCACCACCUCCCAAACCAAGUGAUCCUCACCUCAGCCAGGAGAUUCUAAGAGAAAUCCAAGCGAAGGAUGUUGCACAGAUUUACAGAGAUUUGAUACAGCUGCAUGGGAAAGAAGAUAGAGAUAUUGCAAUGAAGCUGCUGGCUCAGUGGACAUCCUAUGGCCUUGAAGAUGUCCAGCUCGUAAAUUACUCUGUCCUCCUUGACCUGCCGGGCGCUUCUCCAAAUACAGUGACUCUGAAUAGCACUGGUGAAUGCUUUUAUCCUAAUGGACAGCUGUGUAGCAAAGAGACCAAAAAGCUUCACAGUCAAGACCUUCUCUACUCCUAUGCUGCUUACUCUGCCAAAGGAACUCUCACGGCUGAAGUCUUUGAUGUGCAGUACGGGACUGCAGAAGAUUUGCUCAGGAUCCAAAACACUGCAAAUGUCUCCAGGAAAAUUGCGCUUCUGAAGCUAGGACGUUUGCCUUUGCUGUAUAAGCUUUCCCUGCUGGAAGAGGCAGGUUUUGGAGGUGCCCUUCUUUAUGUCGAUCCUUGUGAUUUACCAAAGACUCAGAACCUGAGUGAGAAAGCAUUUAUGGUGUCCUUGAACGGUGGAGGUGAUCCUUCUACACCGGGGUACCCAAGUAUUGAUGGAAGCUAUAAACAGAACCGAUCGAACCUCACUUCUCUAUUAGUCCAGCCUAUUUGUGCGGCGUUGGUGAGGAAGCUGUUCCCUUCCCUCGAGAAGGCUGGUGGAAAUGAAGGCUGCGAACCCCUGGAAUUGCUGGCUACAGAAAGAAGAACCGUGACACUGAAAGUUCAAACACAACCAACAUACAAAACAAUGUCCAAUGUCAUUGCAUACUUAAAAGGAGCCACAAUUCCUGAUAGAUAUGUAAUAGUUGGCAGCCACCACAGCACUUUAGGUGCCUACAGUAGGCAGCAGUGGGCUCAUGGAACUGCCGUGAUGACUGCAUUCAUCCAGGCCUUGAUGAGGAAAGUGGAGAAAGGAUGGAGACCUGACCGGACCAUCAUUUUCUGCUCAUGGGGAGAAACUGUGUUUGGCAAGAUCGGCUCCUACGAGUGGGCGGAGGAUCUCAAGGAAGUUCUCCAGAGGAACACUGUGGCGUAUGUGAGUCUCCACGAUCUAAAGGGCAAAGCAGUUUUGCAAACCAUCGCAUCUCCUUCUCUUCAGCAACUGGCAACUGAGGUUAGAAAGAGGCACAACUUCACCUGUCUUGGGCAAGACAAAUGUGCAGAAUCUAAUGUCAGUUCCGUGCAAAUGCAAGGCGAUUCUGAUUAUUUCAUCAACCAUCUGGGGGUCCCGGCUCUGCAAUUUUCAUACCAAGAUUCAACAGCAUUAGAGACAGCAAGUUUUCUCUCUGAAGCCCUUUUCCCUCUACAUUCAACAAUAACCAACGAACUGGUGUCUUCCUUCAGCCUGCAUGAAUCCAUCGCAAAGCUGACAGGCGAAGUAAUUUUGCAAAUUGCCAACAACCCAGUACUGCCCUUUAAUGCCCUGGAUAUUGCAUUAGAAGUUCAGAAGAGCUUUAGAGAUGAACAUCUAAAUCUUGACCGCUUGCUGACAAUGGCCAGCGCCCUGAGGGAGAGUGCCCAGUUGUUCCAGUCGGAUGAGAUGCGUCCAGCGAACGACCCGAAGGAGAGAGCUCCCACCCGAGUAAGAAUGCUGAACGACGUCUUGCAAAGCCUCGAGAGAAACUUCUUAGUUCCACAGGUCCCUCCGGGAUUUUACAGAAACAUCCUUUACAGGCUGGAUGAAAGGACACACCAAUUUUCAGUACUGCUAGAGGCAGUGGAACACUGCAAGCUACAUCAGUCAAAUGAGACUCUUCAAGCAGCCUUGUCGAAAGUGCUCAGCAGCCUCAAUUCAGCUCAGGUUUCUUUCAAAGCAGGACUCGAUGUCUUUGAGGCUGCCUUACUGGGAAGCAAAUGAGGAAUCUGUCUCUUUCACGUGUACACAUAC